Molecule: messenger RNA, 318 nt
Organism: Parnassius apollo (apollo)
Lineage: Eukaryota; Metazoa; Arthropoda; Insecta; Lepidoptera; Papilionidae
Source: the annotation of a GenBank genome assembly
AUGGACGAUGAAGAAUUACUGGGCGCUUGUUGUGUAGAUGAUGAUGCACUACUGGGUGCUUGUUGUGUGGAUGAAGUCAAAUCACUAGGUACUUGUUGUGUGGAUGAGGCAGAAUUCCUUGGUGUUUGUUGUAUGGACGAUGAAGAAUUACUGGGUGCUUAUUGUAUGGAUGAUGAUGCAUUACUGGGCGCUUGUUGUGUAGAUGAAGUCAAAUCACUAGGUACUUGUUGUGUGGUUGAGGCAGAAUCACUGGCUAAUUAUUCAUCAUUUGAUAUAGAUUCAUUCACAUUCUGUGUGUUGUUGCUGGUAGUUAUCUGA